AUGAAGAAACGUAGUAUACCACUAAGUACAUUACUUGAUAAUGCAGUUGGUGAUUAUAACCCUACUCCUAAUAUUAAGUUAUAUAUAAAAAUAGCACAUGUUUUAAGAAAACAAGAACAAACAUGUCCAGUUCUUCGAUUACAAUUAUUAAAUAAACUCAAAUCACAUCCGUUCAGAUUUAUUGCUUCAUUAGAAGUGUAUUAUUGUUUAUGCUUAAUGGAAUUUCUUGUAGUAAAAGUAAAAGGUUUUGAUGUAUUUAUUAAAGACAAAGAAUUUGUUAAGGCAUUAGAAAAAAUGGCUCAAUUUGAUAAAUUAGUUGGAUUAUUUAAAUCUAAACCAACAUUAACACAAUUAAAAGCAAUGAAUUUAGUUCAGUUAGUAAUGGCUUUACCUCAAACAGAACAUUAUCAAGAAUUAUAUAAAAAAUAUACAAAGAAAGGACUUGUAUUUCCACCAUUAGUCUAUCCUGAAUAUGAUGAUGACUCAUCAAAUUCAUCAGUUACUCAUACACCUUCAUUACCUGAAAAUGGAGAAGGAGGAUUUAUUCCAUCAUCUGCUUCAUUAUUACCAAAACCACCUAUUGUGAGAAAUGAUAUUGACAAAGAAAUAUUUUCAGUCCUUUCUCCAGAAUUUAGAAAAUUACUUCAAGAAAUGAGUGAUUUCCAUGAAUUGUGUAAAGAACCAUUAAAGAAAAGUAACUUAUUAAGAAAUGGAUCAUUACAAAUAAGACAUCAAUUACAAUGUGAUGAGGCUUUCUUCAAUAAAGCAAUUGAAAUACAAAAAGAUUUUAAACGUAAUUAUAAUGAAUAUAUAGACCAAAGUGAUGCUGAUGAUGAAGUUAUUUCAGCAUUAACUGAAGAAGGAAGAAAAAUAGGACAUAUUGUUAGAGUAUUAAGAAAUGAAAUUGCUAGAGUAAAGAAAUUAGAAACUAAAAUUGAAGAUGGUGUUGGUGAGUGUGUGUUAGCAGAAGUUCCUUCUUAUGAUUUAGAUGCUAUGAUGACUCCAAGAAUUAAACAUCCAGAAACACGAGGUGAUGCAGUUAAAAUUAUGGAUUACAUGAGUCAUACUAAAGGUAAUACUUUAAGUAGAGAUGAUUCAGUCACAGAAUCAGUUACUGAGUCUGAAAGUAAUUCAGCUACACCUGCUUCAUUUAAAAAUAAAAAUCAACGUAAGAUGCAAUUAAUGCCACCAGUCCCUUGUACUGGAACACGUGCAGUAACCUUUAAAAGAACGCCAUCAUCUAAGGUAAUGUCAAGUGUUGAUACAAGUAGAUUAUAUACAGGAUAUCUCUAA
Entamoeba histolytica HM-1:IMSS is the source of this 1293-nucleotide messenger RNA. RefSeq lists its product as uncharacterized. The transcript has 2 exons. The coding region runs from base 1 to 1293 and encodes 430 amino acids. The record is from RefSeq and is a predicted model, not a curated record. NCBI's taxonomy places the organism in Eukaryota, Evosea, Mastigamoebida, Endamoebidae.